AUGCCAGGUGAAUCUCUUCUUCUGUCGUUAGAAUACAAGCAGCCAUCGGAUAUUGGGCUCGUAGGCUUACCGAACGCAGGGAAAAGCACUCUGUUGCGUUGCCUUAGUCGCGCGGAAGCCGAAGUUGGCUCUUACAGUUUCACCACAUUACGACCAAACCUUGGUGUUGUGCGCUUCGGCGCUGACGGCAAGAUUAUCAGUGACGAGCAGCACCAGCACCAGCACCAGAACCACGAAACAAUGCGCCUCACUAUUGCAGAUCUUCCCGGACUGGUACGAGAUGCAUCAAAAAACCGUGGCCUGGGCCACGACUUCCUACGACACAUUGAACGAUGCCGCUCGCUCGUUUACAUUGUGGAUUUUGGGCCGUCCAACCCACGCCCAUCCAGUGAUGUUGUUCUGCUAAAUCGCGAACUUGAAACUUAUCGGCCUGGACUCACAGAUCGUGUGACUAUGGUGGUUGCUAAUAAGGCGGAUUUAUUAGGUGGGGACCAUGACACAUAUUCAGAUGUUGACGCCCGCGAGAAACUCACACGACUCCGUCAGGACGUCGCUAUGAUUUUUGAGCCGCGCACGGUCCCAGUCAUUCCACUGUCGGCGAAAUAUCGACUAAAUAUUGACCACGUGGCGAAACGCCUCCAAUCUUGUACCUUAUAG
Messenger RNA from Malassezia globosa CBS 7966, 657 nucleotides. RefSeq lists its product as uncharacterized. The record is from RefSeq and is a predicted model, not a curated record. Gene Ontology annotation, molecular function: GTP binding; GTPase activity. Bases 1 to 657 code for a protein of 218 amino acids. Gene Ontology annotation, cellular component: mitochondrion. NCBI's taxonomy places the organism in Eukaryota, Fungi, Basidiomycota, Malasseziomycetes, Malasseziales, Malasseziaceae. The transcript has a single exon.